UCUCUUGCUGAACUUCCUGUGGAGCUUUGGUACGAGAUCCUGGCCUAUCUGGCUCUGGCUGAUCUGAAGCGACUCCGACUCUUGAGUCGAGACCUUCAAAGGAUUUCUACUCCCUCUUGCUUCCAACAGGUUCUAUACGAGCUUAGCAGAGCCAGUGUCGAACGAAUACUUGAGAUUGCCAAGCGAAAAGAGCUAGCUCAGAAUGUGCAGAAGUUAGUUCUUCGGACAACCCAAGGGUUGCGAGAAUUUGGUAGCUUUCGCGAGUGGGAGCGAAGCAUUGCGUUGCCGGAUGAUCCAAGGAGGGGAUCUAUCAGCGAUGAUAAUUGUGAAGAGAAAAGUCUUGAGAGCCUUAUGUCGUAUCAAUGGUCAGCUCUAUCGGAGAGCGAAAAGAGAGUCCUCUAUGCGGAAUACGAGGCUGAUCGCAAGGAAUUAGAGCAGCGAGUACGCCAUAGAACGUCAACCUCAACGGAAGGAGCCCCUGCGCUUGAACAAUUCGACGAAGCGAUAGCAAAUUUCUCGAACCCCGACACGUUCAAUCGUGAGCCCGGGUUUCUAUUCGACAAUUGCUGGGGUACUCAUUGGCGACAACUGCGCAUCAGCCAGAGUAAACUCCUCAUGCAUACAACGGGCUGGGAGGACGAAGAUGUAGAGGCAUUACAGUUGUCGAUUGUUCUCAGAGCCCUGGGAUGGGCUCAGCAAUUUCAAGCUAAGCUCCGCUCGGCGAGCUUCUACGUGGGAGGCUCAGCAUUCUGGGGCCCAAACCGCAUGCGACGGCUGUGGUAG
Messenger RNA from Lindgomyces ingoldianus, 783 nucleotides. RefSeq lists its product as uncharacterized. NCBI's taxonomy places the organism in Eukaryota, Fungi, Ascomycota, Dothideomycetes, Pleosporales, Lindgomycetaceae. Gene Ontology annotation, molecular function: protein binding. The record is from RefSeq and is a predicted model, not a curated record. The transcript has 2 exons. The annotation marks the transcript as partial.